AUGGUCGCGGUGCCUGCCGAUGGUGCGGGUGACAGCUCCGGAUGGGACGGUAUCGAUGUGGUACCGCUCGUCCAGCUAGCUCAAAAUCAGCUGGAGAGCAUUCUACGAUUGAUGCCUGAUUCCAAGACCCUGUUCAUUGAUCCGACAUUAGCCGGACCCCUAGGUUUGAUGGCGGAUCUGGCCGCCCUACGGCAGCGUGGAGUAGAGCGCAUGUUCUGGAUGGAAGAGACACCAGCAUCCGUCACAGCUGUACAUAUUCAUGCGUCUACGAAACAUCUUUUGUACCUAUGCCGACCAGAUACGCGGUGGCUGCGCACCAUCCUUGCUCAUUAUACAGCAGAUAAGGCCGAGGGCGACUUACAACAUGAGUACACGGUGGCCUUCGUUCCACAUCGCACGGAGCCGUGUGUACAAUUUCUACGCACACAUCACUGUCUCGAUUCGAUCCAGCUACUUGAUUUGGGACUCGAGUUCUCGGUGCUGUCGCAAGACGUUCUGAGCCUGGAAGAUCCAUUCGCGUGGCCACGGAUCUUUCUGCAAGGCGAUCACACUUCGCUGUUCCAUGCAGCACAGGCACUCAUAACUCUUCAGCGUAUGUGGGGCCUAUUUCCGCGUAUCGUUGGAAAGGGAGAUUGGGCGAAUCGACUGUGUGACCUGCUCGUCCGACAGCGUCAGGAAGCGCUUGUCUCGGAUGAAGAUCCAGCUGCGCUCAAAACGCCUGCACCGGAUAUAGAUGCUCUCAUUGUGUUGGAUCGUAUGGUGGAUCUUGCAACACCCAUGCUGACACAGCUCACGUACGAGGGCCUGAUCGACGAAGUGAUGGGCAUGUCGAGUGGAUUUUUGGAGGUCGAUGCCUCAUGGGUCGGUGCUGCACAGUCCGCUGGCACUGGCGCUCACCGCAAGAUUCGCUUAAAUGGCGCCCAAGAUGCACUUUUUGACUCCGUUCGUGAUGACAAUUUUGCCGUUGUAGGAGAGAAACUACAUGCGGCUGCCAAGCAGCUCAGCAGCGAUUAUGAAGGACGGCAUCAAGCCAACACGGUGCAAGAGUUGCGUGCGUUUGUCAAUCGCCUAGGCACGUUGCAGAGUGGACACUCUAGUCUUCGGCUACACACUUGCAUUACAGAGCACCUUUUACAAACCACCAACACGGACCACUUUCACUUUCUACUCGAGGUGCAGCAGAACUUGGUGGCUGGCGCACCCAUAGCUCCGCUGCUGCAAGCGAUCGACGAGUUAGUGGAUCUGGGUGCGCCAUUUUUAGAUAUAAUUCGCGUGGCUUGCCUAGCUUCGUACAUCCACGGCGGUCUCAAGGCAACCUGGCUCGACUCUUUCCGAACGACUGUCGUGCACGCCUUCGGCUCCGUAUGCCUUCCCCAGCUGAUUGCACUAGAACGCAUGCGAAUCUUGUAUCCAGCACCUCCUUCGUCUGUCAAGGUACCUCGGGUAAGUAAAUUCACAAAUGUCCUCAAACCGCUGCGGCUUAUUGACGACGAUGUGAAUGAACGUGCACCAAGUGAUGUCGGCUACGUGUACAGUGGUUAUGCUCCACUUUCCGUACGACUGGUCCAAACUAUCUGCCAGCAUGAACAGACACUUCGUGAGCGGCAGAAGAAUCCCCAUGUAUACCCACAAGCUGCGCGGAUCGCUGGCUGGCAUGGUGUCGAUGAAACCGUGUUGCAAUUACCAGGCGCGACUUUUGACUUUAUACCAACAGACAUGAUCGAGGCACCACCUAUGGCCGACGACAAGAUCCGAACGACCGUGAUCUUUUUUGUGGGUGGCGUCACAUAUGCAGAGAUUGCUGCAUUGCGUCUCAUGUCACGACAGCAACGCACGCGCCGCUUUUUGAUCGCUACAACAUCUAUCAUGAAUGGGAAUAAAAUGCUCAAAGACUUGUACGUCUAG
Molecule: messenger RNA, 1905 nt
Organism: Malassezia restricta
Lineage: Eukaryota; Fungi; Basidiomycota; Malasseziomycetes; Malasseziales; Malasseziaceae
Product: vacuolar protein sorting-associated protein 33
Exons: 1
Coding region: 1-1905 (634 amino acids)
Biological process (GO): intracellular protein transport; vesicle-mediated transport
Cellular component (GO): CORVET complex; fungal-type vacuole
Source: RefSeq, a predicted model, not a curated record